CUCUCCGACGGCCCACCUUCCGUAGGCCGCAGAGUGCGGGAGGAGUGAGCGGUUCCCGCAGCUCCGGGAGGAUGGCUGCUGCGGUGGUGCUAGCCGCCAGCUUGCGCGCGGCGAGCAGAGCCUUGGCGGCCUCUGGGCCCCGGGGGGUGCAGGUCCGAGGAGCUGCAGGUAUGAUAAAUGGGAAUGAAGUGGCUAAGGCCCAGCAGGCAGCUCCUGGAGGAGCAGCUCCAACCAUCUUUUCCCGGAUCCUGGACAGAAGCCUUCCAGCUGACAUUCUAUAUGAGGACCAACAGUGUCUGGUGUUCCGUGAUGUGGCCCCUCAAGCCCCUGUGCAUUUUCUGGUCAUUCCUAAGAAGCCCAUUCCUCGUAUUAGCCAGGCUGAAGAAGAAGACCAGCAGCUUCUAGGACACCUUCUCCUUGUAGCCAAGAAAACAGCAAAAGCUGAGGGCCUGGGAGAUGGAUACCGACUUGUGAUCAAUGAUGGAAAGCUGGGAGCACAAUCUGUAUAUCACCUUCACAUUCACGUACUUGGGGGCCGGCAGCUCCACUGGCCUCCAGGUUGAACCUGCCAACUGACCCAAGAAACUCAGAUCUGGAUGUUUGGAUGGGAAAAGGAACCCUGUGAUGCUAAUAAACCUAUUCUCCCUCACUUUUGCAUGCCUGUCUUUAAUAAAAAGGAUUUAUACCACAAA
This is a messenger RNA of Marmota flaviventris (yellow-bellied marmot), 692 nucleotides long. It is a transcript of the gene Hint2, whose product is annotated as histidine triad nucleotide binding protein 2. Gene Ontology annotation, molecular function: catalytic activity. The record is from RefSeq and is a predicted model, not a curated record. Lineage: Eukaryota; Metazoa; Chordata; Mammalia; Rodentia; Sciuridae.